This is a messenger RNA of Porites lobata, 21348 nucleotides long. Lineage: Eukaryota; Metazoa; Cnidaria; Anthozoa; Scleractinia; Poritidae. The record is from the annotation of a GenBank genome assembly.
ACCGCGUUCACUCCGUUUGGUUACCGUGCGUAACUUACGCUUUACACAAAGCUUGUUUCACACGUUUUAGCCCAUGAUUGUCGAUUCAUCACUUUUUGACAGCCCACAUGAAUCAACCCUUGUGAUGUGUCAGCUAUAGGCCUUUAUUUAAUGAGUUUGGAAGCCGUGUUUAUCACUGAGAUCAGCUGGAUUUAUAGCGACAAGGAAUAAGGAGUUCUUACGACGAUGUACUCUCGAUUGCGGAUUCCUCGUUCGAUCAUGUUACUCUUCAAAAUUACUCAGCAGAAUGUUAUAGUGCAGGGUGGAAGAGACAUCGUGCCUGGAUACGCUAUUGAACGGUAGGUAGCGUCUUGUUGUUCAUAAUUUUUCUAAGAUCAAUAGCAUUAUUCUGUGUUCUAAUCUUACUUAGUUUCCUCACACUCUCAGAACAGCUGUUGUUUGUUGCGAGAGGUAAACUAAGCUUAAAUGUAACAGUGGUGAAGCGAAAGACGAGACACUUAUGAGAAAAAAUAAAACGCAAAUCUAUUACAUUUUCUACCAUCCAUACUAAUUGAAACACUAACAAAUUUACUUCAAUGCGGUCUGUUGAUGUUUGCACACCACGACAAUUAAGGAAUAAUUUAUAAAACUUUUUUUUACUCGCAGACAGAUUGGACUAUGGGCAUGCAUGUUUGUUAUGUUGUUGUUGAGUUUUUAUUCAGUGGCUAAAUUUACCUUGCUGUUAGGUCCAUACAAACUUCACGCUACAAUAAGCUUAAUCGUUAAUUUGUCAAGAAUCUUUUGUGAGCUUUGUAGAGCUUUGCAGUAGGCCAUAGUUAGAGCAGAUUUGUCAAAAUGGUGAUAAAUGGUAUCGUGACGAGUGAAUGAAGAUUUGUUUAGGAUAGGUGAUUUUUGGCAAUAUCUAUGUAUUUUUAACACUUUUGCAUGGUGGAGGUAAAUUGUAAUUGUCCCCAAAGUCAAAUAAUAUGAUAAAUAUUUUCUGUAUUCAAAGCUGAAGGUUAAACAAUUUUGAAGACUCUUGACAGACGGUACUUGGGUACAUACAUACUUCAUGGGUGGUAUGUAAAAUUCCACAUACCACCAUGUACUAUAAAUGCCACAAAAAUGUAUAUCAUAAAAAUAAAAACAAUUAAUUUGAUCUUUGCAUUAUCGUUGCUACAAUCCCGGACAAAACUACUUGAGAAAGUUUUCCCCAUCAUGUCUGCUUUCCUACGCAACAAAACUAUUUCCAAAACGACACCUUGCGGAAAGACAUCCCCUUCCCCCAGUUCAAUGUUGCUUCCUUCAAAUGCCCAGGGAUUAGGCUUUCUUUUGAAUACACAACAACAUUGCUUUCAGGAGAAGGGGGAGUGGGAAGAACUGGUACAGCUACAAUGUUAAGAAAAAUGCUCCUGUAGUAUACAAUUUUCUCAACAGUUUUGUCCAAGAUUGUAGCUUUUAAAUAAUCUUUUAAUUUUUUGCUUGACUCUCAUUUCUUUUGACCAAACUCUUCAUUGUGACAGUUUGUGACUAUCACUUACAAAAACGUGGUAUCUUUUCAUUGCUCCCAGGCAGGGAAGGACUUACUGAUAACGUGAGUCAUCUCCUGUUAUGAAGUCACAUUAAAACCAGUCAAAGCUAAAUGGUGUCUGUGUCUGCUAUCUUGAACAUUCAAUAUCUCAGCAGAAAAACGUCUUCAUCAUUAUUUUUUGCAGUAUGUACAGCUGUACAUGCAUAUUGUGCUUUGCCCUGCUAUAAUCACUGUACUUUCAGUUUUCUUGAAUAAUUUCAAUCUCCUUAAGACCUUCUAGGCCAGGCCUCUAGGUGGGAGGCAUCAGUAUAAUCAUGUUAUCUACAGUCUCAAUAAUGUUUUAAUGCAUUUCACAAUGACAGCAACCAUAAAUGCUAAUUAUUCUCACGCCCCAAGGGUUGGAGCUUGAUGUUGCUUUUUUAUGAAGAUGCCCUUUGUCUUUGUAAAAACUGUUGCUGAUACUUAUAUCACUUGUUAUGAAUAUUUGAAAUACUCACAUCAGCCACCAAAAUUGCACCAAACAUCUCACAAGUAGGGUUGCGAUACAUACAUGUAUACUGGACAGGUAUUUUUUCAAAAUAAUUGAAAAUUUACAUAAUUCGCACAAUGUUUACCAGGAUCUUCUUAAAUUUUAAAAUCAAUUAUUUAUGCCCAUGAGAAAAUAAGAUGAUAAGGUUGGUUUUAGGCUUAGGCAAAAUACAUGCAAGAAAAAUUUGGAAAUAGGUAAGUCUUGGUUUAAAAGCCUGCACUCACUUUUCAGCACCCACAUUACAGCAUGUAACACUGAUAUCUAAUCAUUCAGCAGUUUCUUAAACAAACUGCCCCCAGCUGGGUGGGAUUCUUGUUGACUGUAAACAUGAUCAUGAUAGUGCUAUAUGGGGAAAAUUUUAGUUCUCAUAGGAUCAGUAACAGAGACAGCCAUCAAACGUUCUAGGGCUUGAAAAAAACUUGAAUAGUUUCCAGCCUGUCCUAUGAGGAAACAGCUCUCUCAUAUUUUAUUUGCACAGGGCUACUUCUUGCUCAUCUUAGUUAAUUAUUUUGUUAGAAGAUGGCCUGCCUGGACCCUUACCCUUUGGGCAAGUGAGUUUAAACCUUGUUUCCAUGUGACCGUCCUGAUUUCCAUAGUCAUUUCAAAAAAAAAAUUGAGACGACUCGGACAAUUGGUAGUUUCCAUUAAAUCGUCUCAAUUGCCUUAAAGACAAGAGACGCAUGUUUGUGAUUUUCCUGGGUCAGACAAUGAAAUUUUUGUACCUGUCUGUUUUGCAAACAAGCCAAUCAUAAAUGUAUGGUGAAUUUUAAUCAGAGACUGAAACUUGUGGCUUGCUUUACUCUUGAUUUUGCGGUGUAGUCUGAGGCUAGAAAAGUUCCACAUAGACAUAGUAUCACAGUCCAGAACUUAAUGGAACAGACUUUCUCUUUUUCAAAUAUCACCCAUAUGUGGUGCAAACAUUUUUGUAUUAUUAUCUUAUACUUCAGAGAUGUCCAGGCUGAAUUUCUCCCCGAUUACUGUAAUAAAAGUGAUGAUUUCUGGGAUAGUCUUUGAUCAUUCCAAUUAUCUCAGUUGUCUGAGAGCGUUUCUGUAUGAUCACUUCAAAUUUUACAUGAUCGUCCCAAUUGUUCAGAUAACUAAAAGAACUUAAUUCAGUGUCCAAGUGAUUGAGGUCAUCUCAGUUGUCCAUGUUGCUUGUGAUCAUCUGGGUAGUGUUCCCAUAUGAUCAUCCUGAUCACUUGAACAUUAUUUGACACUACUGAAUGGGGUGAUGAGGAUGAUCCAGAUGAUCAUGUGGAAACCAGGCUUAAAAGCCAGCAAGAAAAUCCUCUUUUCCCGGAUUGCUGUAUGGGACUUUAUUCGAGCCCUGCAUCAUUUUGUUCAAGUAUGCAUUUUGAAUUACAAGUUAAGACACUUAAAUAGGCUCAAAUGAAAUAGCUCUGUGUUUGUGUGUGUUAUUAUUAGUUUGGGGAAAAAUCUUCUCAGCUGUAUGAAAAUAACUCCAGGCCAGAAUGAAAUUAAUUAACCUUAUGUUGAGUGAAUAGCUAGAGAACUGAAAACUAAUAAUAACAAAAUGAAAUAGUUAUAUUGGCAGUUUUAAUUUCAAACCCCAGAAAUUAAUUAUUCCAGUGACUUGUUGUGAUGCUCAACAUUUUUUAUUUAAGUCCUACUUUUGACUUUAUCAAUAAAUUUAUGCUUAAACAAUCUUGAGAAAUGAGUAAUAGUGCGUAUACACUGUUUUGUAGAAAGUAAUGAAGAGGAUAGUACUACAAUGUAUCUAUUUCUGAGAAUAUAGUUGUAUCAUUUCACAGUAUGAAACUUGUUUUUUGCAGGUGUUCUGUUAGAUACAGUGGUAUUAUAUUGCACAUGAGGUGAUUCUGAUACAUAUAUCACUUCAGCAACCUGCUGCUCUACAGCGUGUGUUAUUAGUGUAUUUAUACACUAUAAACAAGUGAUCAUUGUUAGGGUGUGUUUGAUUGAUCAUAUUCCAGGAUAAGAAUGCAUGUAUGCAAAAGUUGUCUUCCAGAUCUCUUCUACCCUGAUUUUUGGACCAUGUAAAUUCUACAUACCUCAAAAUAUUUUAUUUCAAGCUGGCUUUUAGAUAUUUCCAUGGCAGGAAUGCCAAAGUGAGUGAUUUCUAGAGUUUAUUCCAUUUAUUAAGAUUACUGUGGUUAGUCAAUCAAACAUGCGCUAAGAAUGGGCACCUUAAUUAGUGUUUACUUGUAAAAACAAUUUUGUUUUUCACACUGUGUGUAAGUACAGUGUCUUAUAGCAUUUUUUCUACAAACUAAUGAUAACUCACAAUAACAAUCUAUUAUUAUUUUUAAAAUAAAUGAAUUGUAAAUAAUUUGUUGAUAACUCGAACUCGCUGGUGUAAAGAGCUCGACAUGAUUCAUGUGGUUUUAUUUUCAUUCGUAGGCAAUGAGUGCAAGAUCGAAAAUUAAAGAAAAAAGGCUAUAUAUGCCUGAAGACAACCUCAUCUUGUCAGAGAUUGCCAUACUCACAGGUUGUUACUCUUGGCAAUAGCUAUUUUCUGUUAUUAAGCACUUCAGAUCAUAAUUGGCUACAUGUACUCUUAACAGUUUUCUGCCAAUAAACAGAAAUUAUUGAAUAUUAAAUGUAUAACCCACCCAUGCCAGACAAACAUAUUCUACCCAAUUCAUGAAGCUACUAGUUGCUUAAAACUGUAACUGUUGGAUUUUUUUUUUAGGAAAAUGUACUGCAUUUUGUCUUGAUGGAACUAUGUCUUUGUAGACUUGUUUAAAUGAAAUAUUUAGAUUAACUUGAUGUUGUUUCAUGUGCAGGUGGCUGUGACUUACAAGGUCAUCCCUUGGUGACACUUUCAUCUCAGCGUUACUCCAGCCUUGUCCUACUCAACCCCGCUGAUGUUAUCAGGCUGCUGAAAUAUCUUGCUUUUCUUGCCAGGUUUGUUAUGUUUAGUUUUAUGGAGCUAAUAUACUGGCAUUUAACACCUUUCAGACAAAAACAAAAAGAAGAAAAGAAAGAAAAAAACAACAAUAAAGAAACAACCAAAAUAAGUAAAAAAUUAUUUGUUUUACAGGUCAUGGUAUAAAGAGGCUGGAAUCUCUUUUCUGAUUGACUUCCGGAGUUCUAGGGAAGCUGUGGUAUCUCAUGUCAUAGACUUGAUUCAAAUAUUUCAGGUAAUUGUUUUUUAUAAUGUCUGUGAUUGAUUCAGCUUAACAUGUAUAUCCUACAAAUUUCACUGUUGUAUUCUUUGUUAUUUGUUUGUUUUAGAAUGACACUUGUUCAGUUCGAAGUCUUUACAUCAUUUUACCAGAGAAUAAGCAAGUGAAGAGACAUUUAACCAGAGAGAUUCAUGCUCGGCACGAAAAAGGACAGCUUAAUUUUCAGGUUAAUUUACACUGUAUAUUAAAAACGUAUGUCACAUGCUUGUAGCUCCCUUCAAAUCCAGUAAUUGAAUUGAAUUUGCUUUCAAUCAUUCCUCAUCUAGAACUCAGUAUGGACAGGCUGGCCCACUAGGCAGUGUAUACAAAACUGUCACAGCAAAUGAACAGCAAAAUAAAAUAAUGUACUAUGUCAUUUUCAUUUUCUUUUCAUAUCUCUAAAUGAAAGUGGAAAGUUUUUGCUUUUGAGUUAAGAAAUGGAAGUAAAAGUUUCAAAUCAAAUAAUCGUAAUAAGUUUAAAUGUUUGUUAGUAUUCAUUAUAAAUUAAGCUUAGUGUCUUUUCAGACUGUUCCAGUACAGGGAACAUCUAAUCUCUUGACCUACAUUGAAGCCAGUCAACUGACUUCCGCUUUCGGUGGCUCACUUGCUUAUGAUCAUAAAGCAUGGAUCAGGUUGCAAAAGGUAUCAAAUUCACCUUGAUCUUUAUUCUACAAUGUAUUUUUUGUAAAGAAUAACAAAUAAAUACUGUAUACAGUCAAACCUCUCAACAACAACCACGUUGGCGACAGAAGAAAGUGGCCGCUUUGGAGAGGUGGCUGUUAUGGCCGGGGAGGUAAGGGUGUCAUAUGACAAUUUUUUUAGGGGUACAAUAUGUUUUUUGUGCUACGUUCAUGGUUACUGUGUCCCAUAAUCAUGAUAAUCCAAUCAUAUAUAAUGUAUAGAGAUAAAAUACAUAAAAAGCUCGAGUUAUGUCUUGAAUCAAAAUGUUAACGUGACAAAACGAGCAACGUUUGCAACAUUCGCUAUAAGUAUCGUAGACAAUUUUUGCUUACUGCAGCAGUAUAUUAAAAUGAAGCAAAAAUACGAUGGCCUAGCCUCCCCUCAGACGUCCUUUGGGGUUCGUUUGUCACGCAUUCAUUUCUCCCCUAAUGCGUGACAAACGAACCCCAAAGGACGUCUGCGGGGAGGCUAACGAUGGCCGCGAUUGAUCAUAAACGUCUCAAUUCGUGACCAUCCUUGACUUUUUCAUCAGUCACUGAAAAAAAAAAACUGGCCGCGUUGUCGAGAGGUUAUUUUGGCAGUUCGGGACAUGCGUUAGUGGCCGUUGCCGUUGUGGAGAGGGGGGCGUCAGUGCAGGUUCGACUGUACCUUACUUUUGUAGUUGCACAUGCAUGUUCGAUUAUCCCCUCUAUUAAAACGCAUGCUUUUUACAUUUCUACACUUUCAGUUUUACAGCUAUUUCCGGCGUUGUCUGUAUUGUUUUCUGUCAGAAGCAUAUAAUGCUUCUGUUAUAUGCUUCUGUUUCUGUCCAUAGAAGUUGGAGGAAUUCUAUUUCACUAGCGACUACAUCACAACUCAUCUACCUAAAGCACUAAAUGAAGUGAAAUCUCUAAAAAGGAUGCAGUCUAGAAAGGAGCAAUCUGGUGGAGAUUUAGUCCUUCAGAGAGUGGAGACAAAGAAGGCAAAGAUAAAACGGUAAAUAAUCCAGCGUGGCUGCUUGUACCGCCACAGUACUAGAAUUUCUCUUGAACGUCAAAAGUUAUUAGUAGCUAGAAGUUGAACAAUUGUUGGUUUUGCUUUGCUUCGUGAUUGGUGGAGAGAAUUUCCGCCGCUUCUCAUGAACCAAUCAGAAAUAAAAUUAUUCCCGCGCUUUGUGUUAGGGGCCGACUGUGCAUGUGUUUAUGUAACCGUUUGAAGAAGUUAUCCAUCUCAUGAUCAGUUUCAGAGAAAAUGAUCAUAUUGUCAUGGAGCGUGCUUUUUUAUAUAACCUUCAGUGAUUUAUCCAUCGAUGUUGCCAUUGAAGAAGGAAACCAUCUCAGAGAGCUGACGGUCAGACCUGGAUCUGACAGAACGUUCUCAGUGAUGUCCAAAACUCCUCAGUAUGCCUCUAUGAUGGAAACCAUCCAACCUUACCGUGACCAGCUCAUGCAAGCUAAAAAACAGCUACAAGACGCCUUGGAAGGAGGAACUACUUCUCACCCUGUUCCGGUCACUAGUUCCCAGGCCAAGGAUGUUCUUGAACUGAAAGAGAAUCUGAGUCGGGUAAGGCCUCUGUGAAUUAACUUACGUUACAGAAGAGCGCAAACUGGAAACUUUAAAUGACCUGACUUUUAAUUAGUGAUCCUGAAAUGCGGAAGCGUCAGCCGUAGAGCUUUACGCAAAAACUAAAUGAAUAAAUAAUUUAAUAAAUAAGGUUAUGGCUAUGUUGAUGAUUAUAAACAGUUUCUUCAGAGUUGUUCUUGACAAAAGAAGUCGUAGGACUCAAGGUGUGAUGUGAGUUAGAGUCCUGAAUGAAAAUGUGAAAUAAUUGAUUCUUUCUUACAGUUAGAGGUCUGUAUUCCACAUAACACCUUGAGUCCUAUGCCGUAUUAAAGUUGUGUGACAGUAAAGCGCAAACUGCAAACUUUAAACGACCUGUCAGUUAGUGAUUCUGGCAACGGAACUACAGUGUAUGAGCCAGAGGCUUCUGUGCAAAUACAAGGUUAAAGCUAUAUUGAUAUGGAACAGAUUCUUCAGAGUUGUUGUUAACAGAAGAAACAUGUAGGACUCCGCGGGCAGGUGUAUUGUGAAGUACAGACCGGUUAACAAUUUCUGUUGCAUGCCAGCUGAGGUCUCUACAUAACGCUUUGCACCGUAAACAUUGCUAAAUUUACCUAUGGAUUAAACAUUCCAUUUGUACGCAGCUGUUUAACGAGUCUAGAGAUACUUAAGUCUAUGUGGUAAACUAUUGGCAUACAAUUCUGCGCAAGAUAAACACGAAUUUUGGACACUUAAGUGGUAUGCAAGUUAAAAACUGAGGCUAUGACAGACCUCAGCUUAUGCAUGUAUCCUUGAUGUCCCGGAACAUUGGGAAUUCUCUCUUUAUAUAUUUAUACACGUGCCUUAUGUCGGAAAUGCGUGCCAGCUGUCGCAGAAAUCUGCAGCGCGUCAGUGUAUUAAAGAAAAGUAUAGUAAAGCGCAUCAUGUUUUCCUGGAUUAUCUCGGAUUAAACAGCAGAUAAUCAGGGAUGUCUUAGUCUUCUUGUUUUUAUAAGUUAGGAAUGUCCUCGGAUCGUGUGGCACUUUUCCGUAAUAAUCUGGGAUAUGGAAUCCACAUCGCAUAAAAUUAUGCAAGAAACAGUCCGCCAAUACUGCAGAUGACCAUAUAUGAUGCAUUAUUAGUCUACAUAUUUAUUCCGAUCAGAUCAAAGAAGAAAUGGAGCAAGCGCCAUCAUUUACUAUACUAUUCGCACAUAGCCUUAACAAGGUACCACGAGAAUACCUUGAAAGGGCUUUUCUUUCGCAAAGAGAAGUCACGAUACGAGUAAACUUUGGUUUUACUGUUCUUGUUGUAGCUGGUAAAAUGGAUUCGUGGAGAUGCUGAAGAUCAAUUAAACACAUUCUCUCAAGCUUGCGAUUCUCUGCGAUCAGCCAAUCAAAGUAAAGCACAGUUUGACGGGGAGUUUUAUCCACUGGCUAAGGUUUGAUGAAACAUUUUAUCAUUAUGUUUACAAGCCAAUGAAUACAAUACAGCUGCCUUUUGUUGCUAACCGCUGCUUGGGAAGUUUCGAGGCGGUAAGCGAUGAGAGGCGGCUUCAGGCUGAGUUAACUAACUCAUUAUCAUCAUCGAUGGACUGCAGGCUAAAAGGCUUCUUUUGACUGUUGUUUUGGCUAUUUGGUCGGCAGAUAGUUGCCUAUGGUUGUCACCUACUAAAGAGGUAUCCUGUCGCCCUAGUCUGCGUUCACCUUGAGACACUUCAUGACAGGGAAUAAAGAGAAUAAUUUGUGGCUAAUUGGUCCUCAGUUAACGAUCUAUAUUUCCUGAUGUAAACUUAUUAAUUACUGGCCAAGCAGGCGUCUUGCACACAAACUUGAAAUUUGCCUUGUCGUAUUGCUCAAUUCAUUUUGUUAUUUAACUCCGAGAAUUUUGCGUGACCGUUGUUUUCAAUCCAGAGGAAAAUGCAAACUAUUAGGCGACAAAGCCGAGAAGGUGUCUAUGGGCAAUGUAAAACUGGCAAAUACAACUGUUUUUGUUAAGUGUCACGUCAUCCUAUGUUUGUUUAUUUGAACAGGAAGUAAUAUUUCAAGGAAGAGGGCUGGCAAAGCAAGCUGAGGAAAUGAGCACCAGAAAUCUUCGCGACAAGAGACCCCUUCAAACUGCCUCUAAAGUUUUAACAUCUGAUCUGGAAAACUUCAGCAAUAGAGUGGAACAUGUAAAACGCUGGCUGGAAGAUGCUGUCAAUUUUUACAAUCUUUUGAAUAAGGCGAGGGACCCAAGUAGUCGCCAAUCCUUUAUGUAAUCGCUUUUCCUCUAACUACAAACCAGUGGUCUUUUCUCUCAUUGGUAUUUGCUUUGAUUAAAUUAUGUUAAAGAGACAAAAAGAGGAAGACUUUUUAGUUGAAGAUUUGUCAUUUGGCCUUACAUAAUGAACCGCAUCUGAAACGCCCUCUUUAUUCCUUAUUUGCUGAAACAAUCUAUGGCCAAAAAAAUACAUGUAGCAAUUUGAUUGGCUUAGAGCAGUGGUAUUUCAGCUUAAUUUGAAAUACCUACAUGUGAAAAUUACAAACCUUUUGCGGGCAGUAGUAUAAACAAAUAAUAGCAUGAUUUGUACGUGAUAUUUGGCAUAAAUACCACUCGUGAUAUUUCAAAAUUGUCUCAAAUUUCACUCGCCUAAGGGCUCGUGAAAUUACGUACAACAAGUCUGAAAUAUCACUCGUGGUAUUUAUGCCAAAUAUCACUACAAAUCAUGCUAUUACCUGUACUAACAUCCGUAGUACAUGUAACUUCAAUAAGAUUGAACCAUUAGUUGAACCAUUAUUAGUUUCGUUUUUCUAGAAACCUACGCCCACUGCACUGUCUCAUCCGAUCUCUCACUUUUACAUUAAAAGGGAAUGCUAAACAAUAGCGUGACCGAACGGUCAUGAGUUCUUGGUUUUCAAUCUGGAGGCGUUCAUAUCCUUCCGUGACGACAGCUAGAAGGAGUUGUAUUCUGUAAAUUCCACCAGUUUAGAGUGUUAACCAUCCAAAUUAUUGUUUUUGGUCACUUGCUCGGCGUAACUAAUCUUUGUGCAAUAAAUGCUGCCGAGGCUUAUUAAAGGACAUUAACAUUUGCUUCAUUAUUAUAUUUAAAAUGUGCCAUUGUCUUAUUUACCUAGGCGGAGACGUGGUACAGUAAAGCGGCUGAGUUCUGGCCCUCCAGCUCAACACGCUCUACUUCCUACCGGGACCUACAACUUCAGGAGGGAAGACUGGCGAGGUUUCUGGUCAAGUACCCACCCCUCUCCCCUCAGGAGCUGCUACAUUUGGAAACGUUUUUGGAAAAAGUCCCGGAUACCCAUUUAAGGAACCAAGCAAAGCUACUAACGCAUCGUUGUAAACAGCUAGAAAAGAUUAUCCGUGCCCGCGAGACUCAUUUAAUUGAAUAUGGCAAUGGACGAGAAACAAGCAAUGAGGAACGUUCAGUAGAUGCUCCUGGGAGAAUGCCAAGGUUUGUUCAUCAGUUAUUCUGUACGAAAAACGCCGGCUCCUGUUAUUUUUAACAGUUUCUUCUGGGUUCGAAGGUACCUUGCAUUUCGAUGCUAAGUUUAUCCAACCCAGAUUCUCCAGUGCCUAAAAGGAACGAACACAGAAAGACCUUCAGGAUAAAAUUGCUCAUGUCGUGGAAGAACCAAAACAGACACAGUCUCAAGGCUCUCUUUUUUACACUGAAUGGAUUCCUUGAAAAGUGGGAAAUGGGGCCUGAAAGUCCUUUAAUUUUUUGUUCGAAAAAGGGUACGAACCCUGUUUCUUCCUUUGCAGCGGAAGAGAGUUAAGAGAGAAAUUGAAAAACUCCAGGAAAUGUUUGACAUUUUCCGCUAAUUCAAAAUUGUAACUUAAACAAUAAGCAUGUCCGUGUUUAUGUUUGUCGUGUCUACACAUCAGCAGUGCACUGUCGCUUAACUUAUUCCGUAAAGAGUUGUGUGACAUGCGUGAUCAUGAAGUUGGUUUGAUAAUAAUUCAAUAUUUAUGGUUUUUCAAUUUCAGCGAAUUCCUCAAACAAACUGCGGCUGAAUCUGCAUACAGCAGGCUCAAGAACACACCCAACAGAACUAACAACAGUAAUGGGUCAUUGUAUACCCGGUCACGUGAUUACUCCUCAGCUGAAGAAACCCUUAUUUUACCGACACCUCCUGUGAGACGACCUGCCACAGCGAUAAAUGGAACCAGUGAUUCGGCGGCAAUGGACUUGAAACAAAAGCAGCCUCACAGCGGGGAAACUUCUAAACUGCCAGACUCGUCGCAGUCUUACUUUAACGGAUUUGUGAAAGGUGAUGUGAUGAGUCAAACAUGUCCCCCUGGGGAAACAGGGAGAUAUCUCAAACACAGUAGGGGUAGCGAUCCUAGAGAAAGCUUUGAGAGACAGCCGAAAUACGUCAAUUACCCCCUGGUGCAGCAAUUAGAACAAAAUGGCGAUUUGUUGAACAACGCACCUUUAAAAUCCUAUACGAGAAAAAUGGCGCCUAAGAAACCGGCGCGGAAGAAAGUCAAGAAAACGGAAGAAGAAUCAAAGAACAUAGAUAAUCUGCUUAUGGAACAGAUGAAACUGGAAAAAGAACUAAAGGAACUUCAACAAAUCAGAGAAAAAAUUGUUCCUCCACUUGACUUAAGUGAGCUGAACGCAAACCACGCAAGUUACAGUGACCACGAACGCUACCUGAAUCGUAAAUCGAUAUCAACUUCCGGUCCAAGCGUCAGUAGUCAGGGUAGACACCCAAAAGACUUCAAGGUAUCCUCCUUAAGUUCGGGUCAUUUUACUUCCGGUCCUUCGUCCCUCACAGUUAAACCGGAACUAACUUCGGAUGAUUCGAUAGAUCGAGAAGUGGAAGGCUUGCUCAGUGAGGUGUUGUUUUUAAGAGAUGACGAAGACGAUACGUCUCCUUUGAAACACGAUUCUCUUUCUCCUGAAGUUAAAACUUACCCAUAUACAAAUGGAGCGCAGAGUUCUUCACCCAAAGUCACUACCAACGGUUAUUAUAACGGUGUUCAUGAGCCGAAAAUUACCAACAGCGUCGUUGACAGCUCACCGUCAUCUUAUGGAUAUACCCCACCACCUGCUGGAAUUAAAAAAUAUCACCCAAGGGUUUCGGAUGUAUCACAAGACAAAAUUGAACAGUUUUGUGCGUUAAAACAGCAGGAAAUGUACUGGAUGAACCGGAUUCGACAUCAGCGGCAAAUACUCGCACAGCCGCUAAACACUGUUGUAAGACAUGAGGUAGAGGAGCAGUACUUCUACGCACAAGAACAGCUUUCUGGUAUUGAGAAAGCCAUUGCAGAUUUAUUUCAACAUUUAUCCCCCGGUGAAGUUGAAGUCUUAGUUAAAAAUGGCGUGGUUAAACCAGAUCCAGAAUAUAUUCUUUCGCCAUUUAAUUCGCAUUCAUUGCAAACCAAUUACUAUACGAACCCGUCUUACAAUCAAUUCGGCCAGCGGUCUCUUGCUCAGCAACCGCAACAGAAUGCAGCAUAUCCUUUAGUCCCAGGCCCAGCUACUAACGGAAUAAAUGUUCCGCAGAGACUUGGAUACCAGCAAACAACAUCUCAAACUCAGUUUGCCACGAAUUUGGCUCCUUUUCAUUCACAAAGGAUAGGGAAUGCAUUCACUGGAUUCCAGGAAACAAGUAUUGGUAGUGGGAAUGUUUCUAACCAAACAGGUACGCGUGCGUCUGAUGUAAUAGUUAAUAAACCUGCUUCUGUUAACAAGGAGACACAAACAGUAAAUGGAGUUCAUGCCCACAAUGGAACAACCACUAGUAAUAUUUUAGAUCGUGAUUUAAAGAAAACUGAAGAUAAUAGUGAUGAGGUGAACCAAAGAGAAAGGACACGAAAUAUUAGCAUUCUCCCUGUUAGUCAAAACACCUCGACAAAACUACCACAGGCUGAAGAUAGUGAGCAACGCAUCAGUAAUCCUGUUGAUAUUACAGGCUUAUCAAAUGAAGCAUCACCUGUCAAUCAAAUUGCUGUUGGUAAACAGGAAGACCAACCCAGCGGCGAGUUCGUUGUCCAAGGAGCUGGUAAUGAAAAAGAAUAUUAUGUUGCCCCUGAAGAAAAUGGAAAACUAGUGGCUGUAAAGCGGCCAAGUUUUGAUGAUCAUGAAGUUGUAAAACUAAAAGAAAAGCUUGAGUUUGAACAAAAGGAAUUGAGCGACAGCCUCAAAAGAGAGGAAAUGAGGUUCUUGGAAGAGCAGCGCCGACUGAAAGAAGAAGAAGAACGACAAAACCAGUGGAUGGCGGAACAAGAAAACCGGCGGCGGCGCAUUCAAGAAAGUAUGACCAUUGAUGAAAGGGAGGUGGAGAUGGUGGAACAGCAACUGUCAGUGGAUGAGGUGAAAAAUCGUAGAUGUUUUAUUUUUUAGUUUUGAAAGAAAAAAGAAACUUUUGUAUAACGUUUGCCUUCGCGUAAGCUUAAGCUGAUUCGAUACGCUUGAAACUUUAAUAAGACAACGCAGUCACUGUCUACAUUCAAGACGUACGCCCUCGUGAGCGCCAUCUUGACUCCCCAUAGCAUCACUUGCUUUUAUCUCUAUUGAGUAAACACCAGCCCUGUUUAGAGGUCAUACUUUAACUAGUGUAUUAUUAUUUUUUUAUUUUUGUGUGUAGGAACCUGAUGUAAAUAAAAAAGACACGGAAGAAAUACGCGAGAAGAGACUAGCAUAUUUCCGUUCCAAAACAAAUUCCGAAACAUUUGAUCAAGCUAAUGAGACAGAGUCGCUAAGCAGUGAACCACAGGACCCCCAGUGGAUUAUGGCUGAAAAUACCGAGUUAAAGGAUAUCAACACUGAACCGCAAAACCCGGAGCUUGCUAUGAAGGAUAGCGAACUUGUCAUGGAAAGUGAGGACGCUGAUUCCAACCCUGCAGGCUCAUCUCCAGUAGAAAGUCAGCUUGAGGAUAUAGACAUUGAACAGUGCGAUUUCAUCAGCGAGGAAAGCAAAGUAUCGCCAGAAGAUGAACUUAUAGAGCUGCUGAAAGCGGCCUCAGAUAGAACGUCGCCUGAAGAUCCCAAGGAAAGCUUCGGCGGGGUGGACGUUGAUGAAAUAAAAGAUAUAAACAUGGAAAAAGGGGGGUUAGUGGAAGAAAAAGAGGAGGAACUUCCUGUUGAGUUACAUAGCACUGUUGCUAACAAAGACUGGAAAUCAGAUGAUGAGUCUGAUAGCUCUGAUGAUGUUAUUGAAAGGUUUGAAGCUAGUUUAAGUCUUGAAGAGCAAGGUAAUUUCAAUAAUCCAGUGUUUCGAGGUUAUUCACAGACUAAAAAUGAGGAGGACGUGAAUUUACGGCAUGAGAGCUUUGAUAGUGAAGAGGGUCAAGAAGAGGAUGCAAGAAAUGAAGAUGGUGGAACAGCUGAAGACCAUGCUGAUUUAGAUAGUAGCCUGCUUACCGAUACCAGCGCUAAUCAGAUAGAAGAACUAGUGAAAAGACUGGGCGAGAUUGAGAAUGAAUUAAGUGACAUUGAGGUGGAAGGUUCAACAGGCUUGGAGACGACAACGAAAUCUUCGGAUCAGGAGUUUGAGGAGAUUGAAAGAUUGAUGUAUGAAGAAAAAGCUCGAAUUGCAGCAGAAGAGAAAACAAAACAGUUAGGUGAAAAUGCAUUAAGUGAUUCCUCAGACGAGGAGUUUAAACAGCUUGAGAAAGCUCUGUAUGAGCAGAAAGCUCGUACCGAAAGAAAGAGUAAAAGCGAUGAUUCAAAUGAUGAAUUCGCAAGAACGGCCUCAGAUGAAGAAUUUGAGCAGCUUGAAAAAAUGGCUUAUGAUGAAAGGACACGAAGUCAGUUCGAGGCAGAAAAUGUGUUAGGAAAACAAGAUGAAAAAUUGGCUAGUAGAGAUGCGGUCAAAGAGAACGCAAAACCCCUCUCUCCACCAACUCUUUCCAUUUCUUCAAAGAAAGCAGAAGAGGAUGAUCUUCUUGACAUCAUAGGUUCAAGUGACUCGGAAGACACCCUGAGUUCUGAAGAGACCGGAGAGAAUUUAGCCGAAGUAGGGAAACUCAUCCUAGCACAAGCGCGAGAGCAGUCGUCUGAUGACCGAGAAACACUGGGAUCUGAUGACGAGAAACCCUCUGACCGGAACGUCACGUGGACUGUGUCAACUCGUACCAGUGCUCCGGCGCCACCUAUUUCCGCUCCUGUGGCGAGUGAACAUAACGUGGCUUUUGUAAGUUUAAAUCAUCGUUCUUUUCUCUUAGUGUUAAUGACGAUAGUUAAAUACUUUUAUUUUUACCUAAUGCACACUUAAAUUUUUCUAACAGAGCGUUUCAUUUCUAGGAGCAUAGCGGAGGAGUUGUCGCAGUAAUCGAUAAUGGCUCGGGUUUCUGCAAAGCGGGAUUCUCCAAUGAAGAGCAGCCUCGAGUAGUUUUUCCGGCUGUGGUCGGCAAGCCGCGUCAUCAGGUGAGAACUUUCAUUUGGUAAAAACUUUUGUAGUCUUUUGCUUACCGUAAAUGAACCUUAAUAACAACUGGGGCGUCGAUCAAAUUUAUAUAGUAUUGAACUGCAGCUGUAACUGCAGUAAAUAAAGGGAAAGAAUUAAAAGAGUGAUAUUUUAAAAACGUUUCUGAAGGCACGUUUCCAAUGGCACUUUUGUCAGCGUUGUAUUGUUUUAAACAGAAGCGUACAGCAUUAUUGUUAGAAAGAGCCGGGCUUAAAUUUGGUUGUGGACUGCCACUGAUAUUACUUUAAGGCUACUAGUCACCUGUCUCUGUGUUCGUGACUUUCCACAGGAGGCUAUGAUGCAAGAUUACAGAGAUUUUUAUAUUGGCGAUGACGCACAGAACAUGCGUGGCGUUUUAACUCUGAAGUACCCACUGGAGCAUGGGAUCGUGCUGAACUGGGAUGAUAUGGAGUCCGUGAGUGUCAUGAUUCAGAUAGCUGUUCCUCACACGUGUCUUCCACUCUUUGUGCUCGACCAAUCAGAAGAUAAAUAAAAACCAAUUGCGACUUCUCUGGAAGCAUUUCCCGCGCUUAUUUAUUGGCGCAUUCUGAUUGGCUAGUUGGUUAUAUGUUUGUAUUGCAAUAGGCCAUGUCCGAGUUCCCCCGGGCCUCUGUUUCAAAACGAGGGUAGGUGCACAGCCUUUGAUAUGGAAAUCAUAUUUCAUUCCCAUGCAAAUAGAACUCAUUUUCACAAGAAAGGUUGUGCAUCUAGCCUCAUUUUGAAAGUGGGGGUUUUUGGAACUCGGAAGUGGCCUAUUAUCAGACUGAGUAAUCACCGUUGGUGUGGUGUUGCGGCACUUUAAAAGCGCUGUAUAAUGAGUUACUGUUUUGAUCGCUUGUUUGUUGUUUUUUUUUUGUAUGUGUAGAUCUGGGCUUACACUUACGACCAGCUGCGAAUAGAUUCCCAGGAUUACCCGGUGCUGCUAACAGAGGCUCCGUUGAACCCCAAGUUUAACAGGGAGCGUAUGUUACAGAUUAUGUUUGAAACUUUUAAUACACCUUGUCUGUAUGUAGCAGUGCAAGCUGUUAUGGCGCUCUACUCUACAGGGAGAACUACAGGUAAGCCACCGCUUUGUUUGUUGUUUUCGGGCUCUUUUGUAGGCUUCAAAUUGUUUUACGUUUGCUUUGAAAAGAAGACAAGGUUCACAUAGAAUGCCACUUAUGACAAAGAGAUUAAUAUGUAAAUAUGAAGAAAAACUCAUAUAUUCAGGUCGUAUUAGAACUUAAUUAUUGGUAUGAAGAUAAGAAUAUGAGUCCCAUUUUCUGUAUCGAAGCGCUAAGCAUGCUCGCUUCACUGCAGAUUAAAAUGGUUAAACCUCCCGAUAAAAGGGAGUCAAUGGAAGGAAGACCACAACAAGUGCCACUGCAAAAAUGACAAAGCCGCGUUUCCUCCAUGUUUUCGCGGGCUUUUCCCCCGACGCCUAGGGCAUGCUCAUUGGAUACAUCUAACCGCUGAACGGCCAAUGCAUACUCAUAACGUAUGUUACAUGUUACGCAUAACGUAUACGUAUGAAAUGGCUCUUAACGUAAUUAUAUUGUGUUCAUAACGUAUUUGUGCGGUAAGCAACAUAACGUAUAUUUACGCUACGUACGUAUAAUUCGAACGUAUAUUUACGUUAUCAGAUAACGGUUCGUAACGUGUAGGUUUGCAUGCAUCUUGUCAACGGCGUACAAAUAUUGAUGUGAAAAUACAAUUUAGGUCGGUUUUAUAAUACCCAUAUUCUUAUCUUGAUACCAAUAAUUAUGGUCUAAUACGAAUAUUUGAGUUCUUCUUCAUAUUUACUUAUAAAUCUUUCUGUCAUAAGCGGCAUUCCAUAAGGAUAUGUUGAACCUAGCAUUAAACAUUUGUAAAUUCAUACAUGUAUUAGUUUAAUUGAUGCGCAAAGAACACGUAUUUCCAGCUUAUUUCCUUAUCGCAAAGCCUUUAGUUAUGUUUAAUUGUUACAUGAAGGUCGAAUUUUGUCAACGUGGAUUUUUUAUAAAGGUUAGGGUCACGUAGGUUUCUUUUAUAAAUGAGUUUUGUUUUGGAUCACGUGGUUUGUGGUGGUGAAGGAUAGUGUGUAACGUACAAAAGAACCAGGUUUUUUUGCCUCUGUUGUUUGAAAUAGCUUUACAGGAAGUUGAGAACCGUACUGCGCAUGAAAUAUCUUGAGCUUAUCAGCGAUUUUCUGUUGUACUGAUAACAGGCACCGUCUUUGACUGUGGUGAUGGAGUGAGCCAUACAGUACCAGUCUACGAGGGCUACUGGCUCCCUCACGCCACUCAGAGAAUGGACCUAGCCGGAAGGGACCUCACCAGGUACAUGAUGAGGAUCCUCAAAGAACAGGGCUACUCUUUUACGACGACAGCAGAGAUGGAGAUCAUACGGGAUAUCAAGGAGAAGCUAGCCUAUGUUGCACUUGAUUUUGAGCAGGAAUUGCAAGAAUCUGAGACCAGCAACAAGUUCGAGGAGUUAUAUAUGGUGGGUGGGAUAAUGUCUGAAAGAGAUGUGGGAGGGGAGAGGGGAAAGGAUGAUUUGUGGCAAAAUAUUCACCGACGUAAAGGAACAUUCACGCGACACGCAACAUGUUGUACGCGAAGUCAGCGUAGUACUACUAUGAGACAGAGUGCGCUUUCGCUUGUCCUUUCAAACUAAGUUCGUGAGCUUUGAUUAAGCGAUUGUCACGACAGGCUGUCUUUGAAAUCCCAAAAUGAAACAAGUUUUGAUCAAAAUAUGUAAGCAUUUGUUUCAUGUGAAAUGCAGCAGGUUUUGAAGCGGAGCAAAAGGAACAGUUGUCAUUGGAUUAACUUUAACCGACAUGGGAAUAACUGGCCCCUCGUUAUCACGACCUUAGUGAAUUACUUUUCUUUGUAACUAGAUUUCGUCAGCGUAGUUUACGUAAGAUUACACCAGAAUGGCUUCUGUUAAAACUAGGUUUACUGUGGUAUCGUUUACUAAGCCCUUCCUUCUUCUCGCAUCUCUGUUACAUUAAAUUAGUCACGCACACUUGGCGGCCAAGUUCACAAAAACAGACCUUAACUACAACUCAAACGAUUAUACUGCGCUUGUUUCUUCUUUUCCAGCUCCCAGACGGCCAGUCUAUACGCUUAGCAAGCGAGCGGUUUCGCUGUCCAGAAGUACUGUUCAAUCCCAGUAUGCUUGGUAGGGACAUUGUUGGAAUUCACGAGUCUAUCUACAAAUGUAUUACUAAAUGUGACUUGGACAUCAGAAAGGAAUUACUUGAGAACAUAUUGUUAUCAGGUGAGAUAGGUCAUUCUUUGAGUACUAACACUGCUUAUGAAUUGCCAGCCAGUAAUACUUAAUGAACCCUUGCUUCCAUCUGAAUCAUAUCAGGGAGAGAGAGGUUGGGAAGUCUUACGUCGGUUGUCUUAUUAACUGUAGGGCGACCCCGGGAGUUGGAGGUACUCCUUAUAAUGGCCAAUACGGGGAGGCUCCGCCCUAAAGGAGUAGAGAUUUCGUUGGUUGAAUCAUAUGAAAGGGUAGGGUGUGUCUAAAAGGGUUAACAAGAUGCUACGCUCGCUCCGCAGAAACUAUUGAAUGGGACCUCUAUCAUAGCUUCAGCCGACUUUCUUUACUCUCGGUGCUUGCAGUGACGGUGAAAGUGAGAGAAAAAGAAAAACAGCUUGGCUUUCAGAUGAAGGACACAUUUUUAAUACGACUCAAUAGUCUGUCAAGUGUCCUGUUACUAGGGCGGACAAUACGCUGCUAUAGAAGCUCUGGCAAGUCUCAUUUCUUCCCUCUUUCAGUAAAGCAGCUCGUAAUAGUGCCUUUCAAAUUUGACUUUUGCAGGCGGCAGUACCAUGUUACCUGGGCUAGAACAAAGACUUCAUAAGGAGAUUUUUACGCUAGUCAAUCCACGUGACCCAGGACGCGUCAAGGUCAUAAGCCCGGAUGACCGGAAGUACGCCGUGUGGAAAGGCAGUGCCGUGCUUGCUGGACUGUCGACUUUCCCUCAGAUGUGCAUUUCAGUUCAAGAGUAUGAUGAGAUGGGUCCAGACAUUGUUCAUAGAAAAUGUUUUUAAUGUAAUUAGGCCUCAUGGCAUUUUUUACCCUGCUUUGCAGACAUAAUCUUACCCUGGCUAGUGAUGUCUGUGAAGCAGCCCUGAGAUCCUUGUUUGGCACCCUCAAUGAACUCAACGAAUUACCAGAUCUUUUUGGCUUGUACGUUUUGUUUUCCCAAUUCAAACCACGUGACGUUCUCAAGGGAAUUUUUAUUUUGUCGUUUCGUAAGUUAUACAUGCAUAAGCACGUGAAUAAGAAGACAUUUGAAAGAAACAGUUCUCUGGGGGAACAUCACAUUGCCCGAGAUGAGAAAAACAAAACAUACAAGCUUAAAAGGUCUAUUUUUUAUCAAGACUGAUUGGCCAAUCAAACAAUGGCUUUAUUAACAGGCCAUUCAUGGUACAUUAUGAUAGCUAGUGAGCAAGACCAAGGUUUCCUGUGCUGUUUCGCAGAUGGACGUAACUAGAGGUUUAGUUUCGUCUGUCACGCAGUCUAGUCAUGUUACACUGGCGAACGUCUUUUAAUACUCCUGUUUCUCGAGGCUUUCUAGUGUACGUCCUCUCCUCCUCGAUCGGUAUCUAACGCCUAACGUUCUAUGAGACAAAAUCUCGACUCAGUCGUCUAGUCGGCUCUACGAGACAUGCAGCCGUAAGAUAAUUGAGCAUUUUUCGUUUUCUUUUCUCGUGAUUUUCUUGCGAGUUUAAAAAUACAAACAACGAACAGCAACAAACAGCAGCAACUUGUGCCACAGGUGAAUCAAGGGAGCAUUGACCAGGGAAGCACAGCGUUGUAAAAAUUUUUCGUCGUUUAGUUCUAUUUUAUGAGCGAAGAGAUAUUUAAAUGCGAAAUUGCUACUGUAUUCAUGGUAAAAAUGCAUUUCGCAAUAACGUUAUAAUGUAUCAUUUUAUAUAUUUUGGGUCUGCGAAGGUAAAGAUGUUUUCGAAAAAUUUUUCAGCUUCCUAAUGUUGGAUAUUUUAUACUAAUUAAUUUGAAGAUUAUAUUUAAGCUUUGUAUAAAAUGCAUUUGUAGCCCGAUGUGUUGUCGAGAAAAAGCUAAGUGAUUUACAAAAGCUAAGCAUUUUUAACAAGUAAUUUUAAAACAUUUUGUACUCAGGUAAGAUGUAACUUACUACCGUUUUUGUUCAAGUUGGUUGUAACUUUCGACAUUUUGUCCGUAUAAGGCCUCCAUAGUAAAUUCUGGACUUCCUUAUUCGAUCUAAAUCAAAUGACGAAAAAAUAAUUCUAGAGAUAAUUCUAAUUCUAUAAUUCUAGAGAUAACUCCUCAUACCAAAAGAAAGCAGAAAGAAGAAGAAGAAAAAAAAAAACAAAUAUGUUAGAGCUACAAAAGAUGCAGUUCAGAAUUUAUACAGCUUCACCCGUUUCGUACUUUACAGAAUAACUGCGCGCUUUCCUGUAAAGAUUCUUGAUGGUAACAUUCAAGUUGGUGUUAUGACAAGCGGCUUUUCUUAGAGUAUAUAUACGCGUCAUCCAUGAAACUUAACACGAACAGGCAAGCAGAAUAAACGCGCAUUAAUUUUAUUAAAUGGAC